Messenger RNA from Venturia canescens, 2979 nucleotides. RefSeq names its product UPF0047 protein YjbQ. The record is from RefSeq and is a predicted model, not a curated record. Bases 778 to 1290 code for a protein of 170 amino acids. Lineage: Eukaryota; Metazoa; Arthropoda; Insecta; Hymenoptera; Ichneumonidae. The transcript is spliced from 3 exons.
UGGUUCCGUUGGUGUUUCUGGUUUGCCGCACGUCAAGUCAAUCGUUAUCUCUCUCCUAACCUUUUCGCGCGAUAUCGUCGCGAUAAACCGCGAGAGAGAUACCUACCACGAGAAACGUUAUUUCGUUGACAAGUGUAUCGUGUGAAAAAAUAACUUUGUAUAAAAACUCAUUGUUUUUUCAUUGACAAAUCGAAUAUAAAAGAGGGAUAAAGUAACGAAAAAAAAAAGAGUAAAAAUUGUUAUACAUAGACGACACGCAUACUUACACAAUGUGGCACGAUAAAUUACGAUCGUAGCCCAGGCUUAUAACGAGGAGAGAUCCGAAAAGUGUUUGAGAGAAGAGAGUUGACGGUGCCGCCCAAUAAUAAUGGAGCUGCUGUUAUCCGUGCUCUCGUGAUUCUCUUGGGCACGGAUCUCUUUCUCUCUCUCUCUUUCUUUCUCUUUUAUAAAUUUGUAUAUCUUCGUCCAGUGGAACGUCAUUUUUUUUUACAAUUAAACGUGUCGUUUGACACUCGACACACACGCGCGCACACACAAGUCCGUUUUCGCGUUCUCCCCCUCCAAUCUUCUUCAUUCAUAAUCCUUAUUCUUUCAUUUUUUCGCGAGUGUUGGUGUGCUUUCGUAAUUUUUUAUCAGUUGUUUUUUUUCUUCCCUCUCUAUCUCUCUUCGUCGUUCUUAUAAAAGAAGCAAAAAAGUCAAGCUACAACGUGCGGUUUCGUUCGUGUCACGCUCAGCUGGCUUUACCGAUUUCCCGGUAUUAUUUACCAAUAUUCGAACAUGGCAUCUUCACAUUUGGGUAUACAAAUCGGCUCUGCCUGGCUACAAAGAAAAAUCAAUCUCAGACCCCAACGUCGUGGGGUUCACCUUGUCACCGAAGAAAUACUUGGACAAAUACCCGAACUCUGUCAAUUCUCCGUUGGUCUAUGUCAUCUACAAAUUCUACACACGUCAGCCAGUUUGGCGCUGAAUGAAAGUUGGGAUCCAGACGUCAGAGAUGACAUGGAAAUGAUGCUCAAUAAAAUAAUACCUGAGGAUAUACCAUACAGACACAGUUGUGAAGGACCCGAUGAUAUGCCGGCUCACGUAAAAGCCUGUUUUCUUGGUUCUUCCAUGAGCAUUGCAAUAACAGAUGGUAAAUUGGCGCUUGGAACGUGGCAGGGAGUAUGGUUUUGCGAACAUCGAAAUAACGCUGGUAGCCGAAAGUUGGUGAUAACGUUGACCGGCUGUUUGAGAGAUUCGGCGCGUAGUCCUCUUAGUCCUGUGAGUCCUAUAGCAUCGACCAGCAGCUAGGACCACUCUCACCCCCGAAGACGCGGCAAACGUCAGCUGCGUUUAUCAACUUCUAGCUUUUCGAGCUAGCAGCCGCCUAAGCAGACACACAUUAGCCGAAAAACCUAAGAGUUUAAGAAAGAAAGACGGGCAGAGCGGAAACGGAACCGAAAAGAUCGAGAAAUAAACAUUUUCACUUUUCGAGAUCGAAGCAAAAAACCUGUUGACAAGAAAAGAGCGUCGGGAUAAUUCUGGUUAGAAUAAAUCGAGCAACAUAACUGCAGAAUUAUGUCGAAUGCGGAAAGAUGGGAGUGAGAGAAACUACGAAAACAGAGCUGAAGAUAUGAAGAUUAAGCCAGGAAACAAUGCCGAAACGUUCAAAUCUUGAUAAUUAGGUGUUUUGAAGCUGUAAAUGUUUGUGGAAAUUAUGGCUGGUUCAGUGAAAAAAAUAGAAUAUAUAAAUGAGUGGGACGAGGAGCAAAGGGUAGGAGAAGAAAAAGAGAGAGAGCGAAAGAGACAAAUGAGGGCAUUUAUUAAGAGAGAUAAAUUUGAAGGAUGGAUAGGUCACGCGAUUCUUUGAUAUACAUAUCCAUUUUUUACUUUUUCUGCUUGCCUCGAAUCAUUGAUGAAAUUAUUUUCGAAGAAGGAAAUUGAUAACUAAAAAAAAAAAGAAGAAAAGAGAGAAAACAUUAUAAUCACGAAUACGAUCGUCUAGUCGUCGUGUAUAUUCUUUUAUGUACACCGCGAUAAUCCAGAGUCAAGAGAACAUAAUACAAAAAAAAUGCUAAGUCCCUCGACGUAGCUAGACAGGCAAAAGAAGCAAAAAGUAAGGCUUUUCCGUCAUAUUUAAUACAAAACAUUCCUUAGGUAACGAGCUGAUGAAUUUUGGUAUUAAAUCGAGCGAGUGUUGAGAGGUAAAAAUUGCGAUGCAACGUAAUUUGAUAUAAAAUAGAGACUUAUCUCGUGAAAUAAAAGUUGUAACGCAAUAGUUUUCAAGUUGGAAUAAUUUGAUAUCCGGAAAGCAAAGAAAAAUGCAAAAAUCCACGAUACUAUCCAGCGCACUCUUUCUCAGUAGAAAAAAAAGAAAUCAAAAACCAAAAAAAGCAUGUAUCGAAGAGAAAAAAGCAAGAUGAGGAAUAAACGAAGACUAUCGCAUCCUGAUAAAACGCGUCCAAAACACCGAAUUUAAUUAUGAUAGCUUUAUUUGAGAAAUCCUUGCGAGAAAAUGAAAAAUUACAAAAAAAAAAUAGCGAAUAAUGAUAACGAGGCAGAGGAGGAUAUUAUUGGGCGAAGAGAGUGAAAGGGACGAAUUAAAAUCACAGAAAAGAACAGAAAUUCGGAUAGAGUGGCUCGGCUAAAAACUUAAGUGAAAGGAAAGUGAAUAGAAAAGCGAAACGAAGGCGAGAAUUGUGUAUCCUACUUUUGUACAUUAUAAUGACGAUGGGCUCGAAUAUCAUUGUUCAAAGCUCAUCGGGUACACCGAAAAAUGAAAAAAAAAAACAUAAAAAAUAAAAAAGGAGAUACUAAAUAAGAAAAAUACGACACGACGCAUUCAGAAUCACUGCUUGUUAUAGGCUAGUCGUUUUCAAUGACGUUUCCAUUUGCAUCGGGGGUGUAUAUAGAGUAUACAUACGUAAGAAAUAUUUGAAAACAAAUCGAAGAAAAAAACCACUACGUUAUAGACAUAUAUACAUAAAUGAACAAUGAAAA